Molossus molossus (Pallas's mastiff bat) is the source of this 3289-nucleotide messenger RNA. RefSeq names its product internexin neuronal intermediate filament protein alpha (gene INA). The transcript is spliced from 3 exons. Gene Ontology annotation, biological process: intermediate filament organization. The coding region runs from base 69 to 1580 and encodes 503 amino acids. The record is from RefSeq and is a predicted model, not a curated record. Gene Ontology annotation, cellular component: postsynaptic intermediate filament cytoskeleton; intermediate filament; cytoplasm. Gene Ontology annotation, molecular function: structural constituent of postsynaptic intermediate filament cytoskeleton. NCBI's taxonomy places the organism in Eukaryota, Metazoa, Chordata, Mammalia, Chiroptera, Molossidae.
CCUGGCGCACCUCUCCUCUCCUUUGUACCUACUGCCGCAGUCGCUCUCCCUGCCCUGGUCCCGGCACCAUGAACUUCGGCUCGGAGCACUACCUGUGUGGCCCCUCUUCUUAUCGCAAGGUGUUCGGAGACAGCUCUCGUCUGUCCUCGCGCCUCUCCGGGACUGGCAGCGCGGGCAGCUACCGCUCGCAGUCGCUGUCCCGCUGCAAUGUGGCCUCCUCGGCCGCUUGCUCCUCGGCCUCGUCUCUUGGCCUGGGCCUGGCCUACCGCCGGCCUCCGGUGUCCGACGGGCUGGACCUGAGCCAGGCGGCGGCACGCACCAAUGAGUACAAGAUUAUCCGCACCAACGAGAAGGAGCAGCUGCAGGGCCUCAACGACCGCUUCGCGGUGUUCAUCGAGAAGGUGCAUCAGCUGGAGACGCAGAAUCGCGCGCUCGAGACCGAGCUGGCCGCGCUGCGGCAGCGCCACGCUGAGCCUUCGCGCGUUGGCGAGCUCUUCCAGCGCGAGCUGCGAGACCUGCGCGCGCAGCUGGAGGAGGCGAGCUCGGCUCGUGCACAGGCCCUCCUUGAGCGCGACGGGCUGGCGGAGGAGGUGCAGCGGCUGCGGGCGCGCUGUGAGGAGGAGAGUCGCGGGCGCGAAGGCGCCGAGCGCGCCCUGAAGGCGCAGCAGCGCGACGUGGACGGUGCCACGCUGGCCCGCCUAGACCUAGAGAAAAAGGUGGAGUCGCUGCUGGAUGAGCUGGCCUUCGUGCGCCAGGUGCACGACGAGGAGGUGGCCGAGCUGCUGGCCACGCUGCAGGCAUCGUCGCAGGCAGUGGCCGAGGUGGAUGUGGCUGUAGCUAAACCAGACCUGAGUUCGGCGCUGAGGGAGAUCCGCGCCCAGUAUGAGUCCCUGGCCGCCAAGAACCUGCAAUCAGCCGAGGAGUGGUACAAGUCCAAGUUUGCCAACCUGAACGAGCAGGCGGCGCGCAGCACCGAGGCCAUCCGGGCCAGCCGCGAGGAGAUUCACGAGUACCGGCGCCAGCUACAGGCACGCACCAUCGAGAUUGAGGGCCUUCGUGGAGCCAAUGAAUCCUUGGAGAGGCAGAUCCUGGAGCUGGAGGAGCGACACAGUGCUGAAGUGGCUAGCUACCAGGAUAGUAUUGGGCAACUGGAGAAUGAUCUGAGGAACACCAAGAGUGAGAUGGCACGCCACCUUCGGGAAUACCAGGACUUGCUCAAUGUCAAAAUGGCUCUUGACAUUGAGAUAGCAGCUUACAGGAAGCUGCUGGAAGGCGAAGAGACACGUUUUAGCACCAGUGGAUCAAGCAUUUUAGGGCUGAAUCCACUUCCCAAUCCAGGUUAUCUGCUCCCGCCUAGAAUCCUCAGUUCUACAACUUCCAAAGUGUCAUCCACUGGGCUGUCUCUUAAGAAAGAGGAGGAGGAGGAGGAGGAGGAAGAGGAGGCUUCUAAGGUAGUCUCUAAGAAAACCUCCCAGAUAGAGGAAAGUUUUGAAGAAAUAUUGGAGGAGACAGUAGUAUCUACUAAGAAAAGCGAGAAAUCAAAUAUAGAAGAAAGCACCAUUUCAAGCCAAAAAAUAUAAUUCUGUUGCUUAAAAAGAGUUAACGCUUAAGAGGGGAUAAUAUGCAUUUGCCUUGUUAAACAGCCUAUUCCUGACCCAAUACACCUGUCACCACUAUAAAAUGUCUUCAAGGCUUCAGUCUCACAUUUAGCAUCGAAUGCUUACAUUCUCUAAUAAGAAAACCACCCUUAAAUUGGAGCAAACUGCAGUCCUAGAGCCAUCACAGAGGAGUUAUCUAAGAACACAGCUUUCUCACCUAGAACUCGGGCUUUGCAGUGAUAGAUGAUUCACGUACAGAGGAAGUACAAACUAAGGUGCUAAAUCUGUGAUCAUCAUCAUUUGUUGUGAAUUGAAAUUAAAACCUAUUUCACUCACUAUAACCAACCAUUGCCCAGCUGUAUAAUCUCACUCUAGAUAUCUAAAAUAUAAGAUCACUGCCAAAGACAAACUAAUGGUCCACACCCGACCACUCUAAUAUGACCGUUUCACAAAUGAUAGGUGUUUAAUGGACACUUUUCCUCCCACACCCCUCAAUUCCAUAUAUUCUUUUCUUCUAUUCAGAAAAAAAAAAGCUAGUGUAGUAUUUUCCCCUUUUAAACACAUUUAGACUUUCCUCAAAAGAACUUACCCCUUUAGCUCUCUUUUCUGAUGGGUAAAAUAAGAUGCAUGUUGACCAUUUCUAUGAUUCAUGUAAUGACUUCCCCCUGCCCAUUUCAUAUCCUUCCAAUUCUGCAGGUUAAAACAAAAAUGGCAGUGAUAAGUUUUAAGGGUUGCCUUCAAUAUAUAAAAUAAUGAAGACUCUGUAGAUUUUAGGCUUUUCAGCUUAACAAAUUCAUUUAAUUAGGGAAAAAAAAAAAUCCUACUCAAUUAAGAAUGUAGCUUUUCACCUUAAUAUUAGAAACACAGUAAUAGUUAGCCCAAGAUCCCAAGCUGUGAUUAAGCUGACCUUAGAUUUAGUAAUAUAAGCUAGAAGAGGUGAAUAUUUGUACGAAUGGAAAAAGUGAAGGUCUCAUUUAUCUGUCGGUUCGUUUGUGGUGAUAUAGAAUUAGUUGUUUCAUGCCCUUAUCCUUAGAAUCCACAUAUCCCCCUUGCUACCAGUCUAGUUCCUAAACAGGCCUUGUUUUCACUCUCUUAAGCCUUUUAAGAGUGCUCAGUGUAGAUUAUGUUAUUACCAGGACACAAUGCUACUGCCCCAAAGCAAAAGAAGUCACUCUGGUCAAUCAAUACCACCAGCAAAUAUAAAAAAAGCAAUCUUUCUCUUUUCUAAAAGAGUCUUGCCCAACAGUUUUCCCACUGCUGCAUGGUUGGUGGGCUCCCUGCUGGAGAGGAGGAGACACCCAGACCAGAUAAGGGACACAUAUGCUCCUACUCACAUGCUAGGAAGUAAGUUCUGGAGGAUCAACUUCUCGCCUGCCUAACUGCAGCAGCUGCAUUGCCUAGUCUUCCACGUGUGCCAAGUUUGAUGCAGGAUUAAUUCUCUGCCAGCAGUCACUUCACCAGAGCUAACGAGUUGCCAUGUCUCUGUCACACUUCUCCAUUAGAGCUCUGUGGUGAAAAGGAUGUGAGGCUUUUACUGAACUUUCUUAUCCUAGCACAUGCUUCCAUAGUUUAAGGAACUCGAAAGAUACUUUUCUCUUCUUCCUUUCCCUCACUCUAUCCUGUCUUUACUCCCCACACUUACUGUAAAACAUUAGUAAAAUAAGAAUUAAAAGUCACAUGAAUCCCACCAA